This is a messenger RNA of Salvia hispanica, 1615 nucleotides long. Its product is annotated as rho GTPase-activating protein 2-like. Lineage: Eukaryota; Viridiplantae; Streptophyta; Magnoliopsida; Lamiales; Lamiaceae. Gene Ontology annotation, biological process: signal transduction. Gene Ontology annotation, molecular function: GTPase activator activity. The record is from RefSeq and is a predicted model, not a curated record.
AGGUUGAGAGUACUAUUUUUAAAAGAAAAUCUCGUUUAAUGCAAUAUCCCUUUUUAAGGGAGCUUUUCCAAAACAUAAAUACUUGCCGAAAGCGAUUUUUCCAGAGUGGUGGUCUCAAAAUUUGAAAUUUAUGCCGUUUUAAUAAAGCUCAAUCUCCAAAGCCCACUUUCUUGAAUGCAAUUUGCAACUCAGUGACAGCAAGAGAGAGAAGAUGGUGAGAAGGGGUGGUGGGUGUGGAAGGGGGAGGAGCUCAAAAUCCGGUGCGGCUGAGAAGAAGAAGCAGCAGCUGUGUUACUUGCCCUCCAUUUUAGCUGCUUUGAGAAAAUCCAUGUGCGCCGUCGAUGAAAAAGAGGCCGUCUCAGCCGCCCAUGACAUGGAAAUCGGGUGGCCCACCAACGUCAAGCACAUAACUCAUGUAACUUUCGAUAGAUUCAAUGGCUUUUUGGGGCUGCCUCUUGAGUUUGAGGUCGAGAUUCCAUGUAAAGCUCCUAGUGCAAGUAUUAGCGUGUGUGGUGUUUCGGCUGAAUCAAUGAAAUGGUCUUAUGACGCGAGACGCAACAGUGUCCCGACUAUUCUGCUGCUGAUGCAGGAGAAGUUAUAUGCACUAGGUGGUCUAAAGGCAGAAGGGAUAUUCCGGAUAAAUCCAGAUAACAGCAAAGAGGGGCAUGUGAGAGAGCACCUCAACAAGGGCAUUGUGCCCGAUGAAAUUGAUGUCCAUUGUUUGGCAAGCCUGAUCAAGGCAUGGUUCCGGGAGCUUCCAUCCGGUGUCCUUGAUGGCCUCUCACCUCAGCAGGUCUUGCAGUGUCAAGCAGAAGAUGAUUGUGUCGAACUAGUUGAUCAGCUUAGGCCGACUGAGAGCUGUCUCCUGAGAUGGGCCGUUGAUCUCAUGGCAGACGUCGCUGAGAAUGAGGAUUCUAACAAGAUGAGUGUAAGAAACAUUGCCAUGGUCUUUGCUCCUAACAUGACAAAGAUGCCUGACCCAUUGACAGCUCUGAUGCAUGCUGUGCAAGUAACCAACUUGCUGAGGACAUUGAUUGACAGAAGAGUACGAGAGCGUGCAGAGGCAGCUACAGGAGAUGCGCCCAUCCCUCCUCGUUCCUCUCAUGGGAGAAAACACAAGAAUCUUAAUGAUCAAAAUGAGUGGUACUCUGCAGAUCUAGCCUCUGAUGAUGAAUAUGAAUACGAGUCUGAUUCAUUGAGUGACAUUGAGUACUGCUUCUCGAGACAGCUAGGCGAGCAUGAUGGUGCUAAAGAUGGCUUCCGCAAACAGCUUGAAAGGAUUCUGUGCAGAGAUCAGUCAAGCCCCAUAUAUGGUUCAGCCUUGCAGGCUGAUUCAGGUGUCUCAUUUUCUGGGAGCCGAAUAGGGAGUUCUAGCACUAGCACGAGUGAUGAAGAAUGCUCAAGAUCGAGAUCAAAAGCUGAGAAGCCGAUGUUUCACCUGAAGUGAGGCGGUGCAUCUCAUCAACUUAGGGUGUGGGUUGUUUGUAACAUCAGUGAAGAAAGUCUCUUCCUAGUAAGAUUGUAUAGUUUCAGACAUUGGUUGUUUGUGUUGGAUUCUAACUUCUUAGAUAUUCAACUUUGAAACAAAGGAGAGCUAACUCGUUAGUUGCCAUUA